Aspergillus sclerotioniger CBS 115572 is the source of this 1599-nucleotide messenger RNA. RefSeq lists its product as uncharacterized. Bases 1 to 1599 code for a protein of 532 amino acids. Lineage: Eukaryota; Fungi; Ascomycota; Eurotiomycetes; Eurotiales; Aspergillaceae. The record is from RefSeq and is a predicted model, not a curated record. The transcript is spliced from 5 exons.
AUGUCUGAAGCUCAGAAGCCCGUUGAGGAGACUCCCGCGGCCUCACCCGCUAUUGCUCCUGCUACUGAAGCGCCUGCUGCCACCGAGGCCCCGGCCACCGAGACUGCCGCUUCAGAGGUCCCCCAGGAAACUCCCGCUGAGGCCACCGAGGCUGCUCCCGCCGCCGCUGAGGAGUCCAAGGCUGAUGCCCCCGCCGAGGAGCCCAAGGAGGAGGCCAAGCAAGAGGAGGUGACCCCCGCAUCUGAGGGCGUCCUGGGUUACAAGGCUCCCGGUCUCGUCAAGGGUCUGCGUUUCGCUAAGCGCUUCUUCUACUUCAGCGAUGACGCCGUCGAGGCUAAGCAGCUUUCUGCCUUCCACCAGAACGAGAAGGCCGCCAUCGCCAACCCCAUUGCCGCCUGGGCUAGCCAGACCGGCAAGGGCCUUCUGUUCUUCACCAAGCGCGCAGAGGACAAGGCCGCUCCCGCCGGUAUCUUCAACUUGGCUGAGGUUUCCGACAUCGCCAAGGAGGGCUCCAGUGAGCUGCACUUCAAGGUCAACGGCCAGAAGCACACCUUCCAGGCCGCCGGCGCUUCCGAGCGUGACAGCUGGAUUGCUGCCCUCGAGGCCAAGUCUGCUGAGGCUAAGGCUGAGAAGGAGGCCGUCACCUCUAGCGAAGGUUACAAGGCUGAGCUUGAGAAGCUGAGCAAGCCUGCUGUCGCUGAGCCCGCUAAGAAGGCUGAGCCCAAGGAGGAGGCCGCCCCCGUUGAGGACAAGAAGGAGAAGGAGGCUACCUCCAAGAGCCGCUCCCAGUCUCGUAAGAGGGCCAGCAUCUUCGGAACCCUGCUUGGCAAGAAGGAGGAGGCUAAGGAGGAGACUGCGCCUGCUGAGGAAGAUAAGGCUGAGGAGGCCAAGCCCGCUGAGGCUGCCACUGAGGCCCCCGCCGCCGAGGCUUCUGCCGCUGCCGAGAGCGCUGAGCCCGCUGCUACUACUCCUGCUGAGGCUAGCGACAAGAAGGAGGAAAAGGAGGAGAAGAAGGAGGACAAGGAAGAGAAGAAGGCUGAGCACAAGUCCAAGCGCGCCUCUCUCUUCGGCAACUUCUUCCAGAAGGUCACCAGCCCCUCUCACGAGAAGUCGGAGAAGGAGGCUACUGCUCCCGCAGAGACCCCUGUUGCUAGCACUGCCCCUCAGUUGGAUAACCCCGUCGAGGAGGCUGCUGUGAAGCCCAUCGAGCCCGAGAGCGUGACCGCUCCCGCUGAGGCUGAGGCUGCCAAGGACGCCACUCCCGCUCAGUCCCCUGUUGCGGAGACCCCCAAGGACAAGCGCCGUACCUCUUUCUUCGGUAACUUCGGCAAGAAGAAGGGUGACUCUGACAACGAGGGUGCCGAUGGCGAGCCCAAGCCCAAGGGCAACAAGCUCGGUGGCAUCUUCCGCAAGCCCAGCAAGGCCGUGAAGUCGGAAGUCAAGGACAGUGAGGCCGAGGCCAAGGCUGAGGCUCCCAAGGAGGCCACCGUCCCUGAGUCCCCUGCUGAGGAGAGUGCUCAGCCCGCUGAGACUGCUGCGGAGGAGAACAAGCCUGUCAACGUUGCCUCGACUUCCACUCCUGUCCAGGCUGCUGCAUGA